AUGGCCCCGAAAAGUGAUGAGCUGGCGGUUAUAACCAAUACACAUCGCGACUCACUGGAACGGCUUCGAGCAACCUUACAGCAAGAGGCACGGCUGACUGGCGAGACACAGCCCUGCGUCCAAUUGUUGCAACAAAUGGCCGACAACCUCCGAACAGCUGUGCAUGGACUCACCCGCACGGAAUCCACAAUUCGGGAUGCCUUUGAGGAAGAACAUGUCAGAUUGUCGAGGCGCGAGGAUGUGCUCAGACAAGCUGAUGAGAAGAUGCAGCAUCAGCAAGAAGAGUUAGAAAAAUUUAAACGUCAAGUCUGCACCACUUUGGUGAAACUCGAAGUCCAUCUGAAGGAGCAGAGUAAAUUGGCCGCUGAAGAUCGUGCCCUCGUCAAGCAGGAACAACUCCGCCUGUCUCGUGAACAGGUGACUCUGGAGGAGGAGAGACGCAGCCUAGUUGAUCAGGCCGGCAGGGAACGUGCAGAACUUCAGCAGACUGUGAUACUUUAA
This is a messenger RNA of Protopolystoma xenopodis, 501 nucleotides long. The record is from the annotation of a GenBank genome assembly. NCBI's taxonomy places the organism in Eukaryota, Metazoa, Platyhelminthes, Monogenea, Polystomatidea, Polystomatidae.